This is a messenger RNA of Lathyrus sativus (Indian pea), 1458 nucleotides long. The record is from the annotation of a GenBank genome assembly. NCBI's taxonomy places the organism in Eukaryota, Viridiplantae, Streptophyta, Magnoliopsida, Fabales, Fabaceae.
AUGGCAGCUGAGUUAGUUAACACUGCAACAAGCGACAAGUUAUCUGAAACAGAUUGGACAAAAAAUAUUGAAAUAUGUGAGUUGGUUGCACGUGAUAAAAGGCAAGCUAGAGAUGUCGUUAAAGCUAUCAAGAAGAAACUCGGCAGCAAACACCCAAACACUCAACUUUAUGCUGUCACGUUGCUGGAAAUGUUGAUGAACAAUACUGGAGAGCAUAUUCACGAGCAGGUGAUUGAUAUCGGAAUUAUUCCUAUUCUUGUGAAAAUCGUGAAGAAAAAGUCUGAUUUGCCUGUGAGAGAGAGGAUAUUUCUCCUACUAGAUGCCACGCAAUCAUCCCUUGGUGGUGCUUCUGGAAAAUUUCCUCAGUAUUAUCAUGCAUAUUAUGAUUUGGUGAAUGCCGGAGUGCAGUUUCCGCAAAGUGCUCAAGGGGUCGAAUCAAAUCAUGCUAGUUCACAACCUAGUAGGACUGGUAGUGUACCAAUCAGGGAGCAGGCUUCACCUAAACAUGAAGCGGUUGUACCACAAGCAGAGUCCAAGACAGUUCCUGAAUCUAGCAUUAUUCAAAAGGCUGGUAAUGCAUUGGAAGUUUUGAAAGAAGUCCUUGAUGCUGUCGAUGCUCAACAUCCUCAGGGAGCAAGUGAUGAAUUCACACUUGAUCUUGUAGAACAAUGUUCAUUUCAGAAGCAAAGGGUAAUGCAUCUUGUGAUGGCUUCUCGAGAUGAAAAGACAGUUUCUCGAGCAAUUGAACUAAACGAACAGCUUCAGAAAGUUCUUGCAAGACAUGAGGACCUUGUUUCUGGCAGAACUACAACAACUGCUAAUGAACAGAUUCCAAAAGAUCUUCCAAGACACGAUAGCGCUGUAUCUGGACGAGCUACAACAACUUCUAAUGAACAGUUUCCAAAAGUUCUUCCAAGACGCGGUGACUUUGUUUCUAGCAGAGUUACGACAAAUGCUAAUGAACAACUUCCAAAAGUUCUUCCAAAACGCGAUGAUGUUGUAACCGGCAGAGCUACAACAACUGUAGCUACUCAUUUCGACCUCGAAGAAUCAGAGGAGGAAGAAGAAGCUGAACAGUUAGUAAGAAGAUUACGCAAAGGAAAGGCUUGUGCAAGACCUGAUGACGAAGAAACUGAAGCCGACAUCUCUCGUAUGCGUAUGAAUGGGGAGAGACUCAACCAUCCUUUAAUACGGCCACUGUCCUCAGAACCAUCUCGAGAAACUUACAAUCCUGCUCCUCCACCAGCUUUAAUCCCCCCUCCACGUCCAAAACAGAAUGAUGAGCUUCCGCUUCCUCACGUGGCGAUUCCGCCACCGCCUGCAAAACACAUUGAGAGGGAGAAAUUUUUUCAGGAAAACAAGGAUGCUUCUAAUCUAUCUGGCCACAUGAGAGGCCUCUCUUUCCAUAGUCGCAAUGGCAGCAGCUCUCGCAGUGGAAGCUUUGAUUUUAGAGACUAA